UAGGGCAUAUCGUUACCAUCUUAAUCUUGGUGCUAGACAAAGGUACUUUGUUAGUUUGUAUUUCAUGAAAGGGCCCAUGAAUAUUAGGGUGAUAAGGUAUAACCAAUAUAUAGCAAAUCGAGUACCUUCUACGGUGAGAAAUAUUCAUCCUCAUGAA
Dovyalis caffra is the source of this 157-nucleotide messenger RNA. NCBI's taxonomy places the organism in Eukaryota, Viridiplantae, Streptophyta, Magnoliopsida, Malpighiales, Salicaceae. The record is from the annotation of a GenBank genome assembly.